Molecule: messenger RNA, 2587 nt
Organism: Mytilinidion resinicola
Lineage: Eukaryota; Fungi; Ascomycota; Dothideomycetes; Mytilinidiales; Mytilinidiaceae
Product: choline-sulfatase
Exons: 4
Coding region: 216-2132 (638 amino acids)
Source: RefSeq, a predicted model, not a curated record
AAAUAUUUCCUACAAAAUCCACUCUCCCUGACUGUACCGGCCUUGCUGCACCUGACUCACUCCGCUUGCUAAGCCAUCAGCCUCUUCAUUUCCUUCCCCACUUAGGUUUGCAAAAAGUACCUUAUCUAUCGCACGCGACCACGGACCACCUUCGAUUGUCUUCGCAACCUGUGGUACUACUUACUUCCUCCUUUCGGCCCAAGCGGGCUAUUGCUAUGGCCCCAAGUGCCCUUCGCUCAGCGGAGGCACAAUCUACAGACGGUGCUGCACCCAACGGCCAUUCUAUUCCAAGCGCGAUCUCAGAUAGCAAUCUCUUUGCUGGUAGUGUUUCUUCUAUCGGAAAUCUAGAUUCUUUGAGCGAGGGUCCUUAUGUCCAGUACGGUUCAGAUCUGAACGGCGGAGUCUCUGCGAAUGGACGGAGUGUUCCUAUCAACAAUGGAAGAGUUGGGAAUGCGUCAGGAAACGGCAACACUUUCAUCUCUGACAACUUCACUCCCCCUUCUUCUUUCAUUGAGAGUCUUGGAGGAUCAGGAGAGUCCGCGUCUGCAGAAAAACCAAACAUACUUUACAUUAUGGCCGACCAAAUGGCCGCGCCUCUUCUCAAGAUGCAUGAUGCGAACUCACCCAUCCUCACUCCCAACAUCGACAAACUGGCGCAGUCUGGUGUGGUCUUCGCCAGCGCAUACUGCAACAGCCCUCUCUGUGCGCCGUCCCGGUUCUCCAUGUGCACCGGACAGCUCCCCUCAAAGAUCGGCGGCUAUGACAACGCGUCAGUACUUAACAGCGAUGUCCCCACUUAUGCUCACUACCUUCGCCGAGAGGGUUAUGAGACUGCCUUAGCCGGCAAGAUGCACUUCAUCGGACCCGAUCAACUGCAUGGCUUCGAAAACCGAUUGACAUCUGACAUCUAUCCUGGUGAUAUGGGCUGGACAGUUAACUGGGACAGGCCAGAGGAGCGUCAGGAAUGGUAUCACAAUAUGAGCUCCGUUAUGCAGGCAGGCCCUUGCGUUCGGUCCAACCAGCUCGAUUACGAUGAGGACGUCAUGCACAAGGCAUCGCAGUAUCUAUACGAUCACGUUCGCCAAGGCCCCGGUGUUCGAUCCUUCGCGCUGACCGUCUCCCUCACCCAUCCUCACGACCCUUACGCCAUGACUCAGGAGUAUUGGGACAAGUACGAGGACGUCGAGAUUCCACUUCCCAAAGUGCACAUCCCCCAAGACCAGCAAGAUCCCCACUCAACUCGUUUGCUCAAGGCCGUCGACCUUUGGGACAACCCGAUCCCAGAGGAUGCUGUUAAGCGCGCUCGACGAGCCUACUUCGGGGCUUGCACCUUUGUCGAUGAUCAAGUCGGAAAACUCCUCACGAUCCUCAAGAACUGCCGUCUCGACAAGAAUACCAUUAUUGUCUUCAGCGGCGAUCACGGAGAUAUGCUCGGUGAGCGCGACCUAUGGUACAAGAUGUCGUGGUUCGAGAUGAGCGCCCGAGUUCCACUGAUCGUCAACUAUCCGUCACGCUUUACGCCGAAGCGAGUACAUGAGUCCGUUUCAACUUUGGACCUACUACCCACGUUCGUAGAUCUGGCUGGUGGAAAUUCCAAGGCUGUCCUACCGGUAGAUGGAAACAGCUUGUUCGAAUAUCUCGUCACCGAUCGUCCUGGCCGGGACGAAGUGUUUGGCGAGUACAUGGGCGAGGGUACAAUUUCCCCAGUCAUGAUGAUACGUCGCGGCAAGUGGAAGUAUGUUACCUCCCCAGUUGAUCCCCCACAAUUGUUCGACUUGCUUUCAGACCCGAAGGAAGUCUUCAACUUGGCCAUCUCCGAUAAGCCGGAACAUGUACGCGCCUUGUCUGCUUUCCAGGACGAGGCGCAGAAGAAAUGGGACUUCAAAGCUAUCCAUGCGGAUGUGCUCAAGAGCCAGCGCCAGCGGAGACUGUGCUACAGUGCCUUGAAGAAAGGCCGCUGGGAGAGCUGGGACUACCAGCCUAUCGACGACGCGAGAGAGAAGUACAUUCGCUCGCACAUUCCUCUAGACGACCUUGAACGACGUGCUAGAUACCCUGUGGUCGACUACUUCGGCCGCGAGCAUACCGCCGCAGCCACUCACCACGGCGUUGCAGGAGCGAAGGGAGAAUGAUUGACGACAUAACGGUGCGAUAAUUUGCAUGCUUUCAUACUCUCAGAAUGAGGUUUAUAUAUACUUCAACAUGCGCAUUGACGGUGGGUAGUCAAGAUAUCUGCUUUCUUUCUAGUAGUCGGAUCUGCGAAGGGUUUCUCUCUUGCAUGCAUUCCGUUUGCAAUAUUUUCCAUGCCUGAGCGUUAGAGAAAGCGGAUACCACUACAGCGAGUCUUUUGGUUGCAUGUGUUUUGGCGAGGCAGAGCAUACUAAAUAUUGAAUUCAUGAAGUAUAUACCCAAAGUCCCCCUCUUCUCGAACUAAACAGCUUUUUGAAGAUGGUGGCCGAAGUAACGUACGUGUUCGUUGUCGGCCCCUUCCUCUCUAGCAGGCUUACUCAGCACCUUGUUGUAUAUUUUUCCUCCUUCCACUCAAUAGCUAGCUUCCUCACCAUCAUCAAUACGACAGCUUUUAGCU